AUGAGGACGGAUAUUGACCAUUACAUCAACCAUGUUUUUCGUUGCCUGAAACAAAAGAAACUAAGUGCCAACACCAGAGAACAACAACAGUCAUUCACCUCGACAGCUCCAUUCGAAUUGAUAUCCAUAGAUUUCGUACAUCUGGAACGCAGUUCGGGAGGGUAUGAUAUGAGUGCAUACUUGUUAUAGUCGACCACUUCACUCAGGCCUACCCAACUCGAAAUAAGUCAGCCCACACCGCUGCUGAAAAAAUCUACAACGAGUUUAUUCCACGCUUUGGUUACCCCUCUCGAAUCCAUCAUGAUCAAGGUGGAGCCGGAGUUUGAAAACAAUACAAAACGAACUGGAAGGACCGUGUUAAUAAACUAAUUCAUGUUCACAACUGUACGAGACACGAGGCUACCGGGUAUUCUCCUUUCUUGCUACUAUUCGGUAGGACGUCACGUCUCCCAGUUGAUCUCAUGUUCCACUUGCCAGAGAAACAAGAAGUAACGGGAUAUCCAGUCUACGUAAGAAAAUGGAAGACAGCGAUGCAGGAAGCAUACAAGCGAGCUUCAGCAAGCCGCGGUGAAGGAGAUGAAGCAAAGCAACAAAGAAUUCGAUCAACAGGUGAUCGCGUACUGAUGAGAAACCUCACUCCACGCGAAGGUCCAGGAAAACUUUGA
This is a messenger RNA of Paramuricea clavata, 665 nucleotides long. Lineage: Eukaryota; Metazoa; Cnidaria; Anthozoa; Malacalcyonacea; Plexauridae. The record is from the annotation of a GenBank genome assembly.